Messenger RNA from Merops nubicus (carmine bee-eater), 4059 nucleotides. Its product is annotated as inositol 1,4,5-trisphosphate receptor type 1-like. Gene Ontology annotation, molecular function: monoatomic ion channel activity. Gene Ontology annotation, cellular component: membrane. NCBI's taxonomy places the organism in Eukaryota, Metazoa, Chordata, Aves, Coraciiformes, Meropidae. Gene Ontology annotation, biological process: calcium ion transport; transmembrane transport. The annotation marks the transcript as partial. The transcript has 18 exons. The record is from RefSeq and is a predicted model, not a curated record.
CAUUCGUUCUUCUGCCGCCUGACGGAAGAUAAGAAGUCUGAAAAGUUCUUCAAGGUUUUUUAUGAUCGCAUGAAAGUGGCGCAGCAAGAGAUCAAGGCUACUGUCACAGUCAAUACUAGUGACUUAGGAAAUAAAAAGAAAGAUGAAGACUCAGACAGAGAUGUACCAAGCAGGAAAAGAGUGAGGGAGCCUAUGACCCAGAUCACCGAGGAGGUCCGGGAUCAGUUGCUGGAGGCCUCUGCGGCCACCAGGAAGGCUUACAACGCUUACCGGAGAGAGGCCGAUCCCGACGACCAUUACUCAGCAGGAGAAGGAGCUCAGGCUGCAGCAGACAAGAGCAAAGAUGAGCUGGAGAUGAGUGCUGUGAUCUCCAUCAUGCAGCCCAUCCUCCGGUUCUUGCAGCUGCUCUGUGAGAACCACAACCGGGAUCUGCAGAAUUUCCUUCGCUGCCAGAACAACAAGACCAACUACAACUUGGUGUGUGAGACACUGCAGUUUCUGGACUGUAUCUGUGGAAGCACAACUGGUGGACUUGGACUUCUUGGUCUCUACAUAAAUGAGAAGAACGUUGCACUCAUCAACCAGACGCUGGAAAGUUUGACUGAGUACUGCCAGGGGCCUUGCCACGAGAACCAGAACUGCAUUGCUACUCACGAGUCCAAUGGCAUUGACAUCAUCACAGCAUUAAUUCUCAAUGACAUCAACCCUUUGGGAAAGAAGAGGAUGGACCUUGUGCUGGAACUGAAGAACAAUGCCUCAAAACUGCUCUUGGCCAUCAUGGAGAGCAGGCACGACAGUGAGAACGCAGAGAGGAUCCUCUACAACAUGAGGCCUAAAGAGCUGGUGGAAGUGAUAAAGAAAGCUUAUAUGCAAGGAGAAGUAGAAUUCGAGGAUGGAGAGAAUGGGGAAGAUGUUGCAGCAUCUCCAAGGAACGUGGGACACAACAUUUAUAUAUUAGCUCAUCAGUUGGCUCGUCACAACAAAGAGCUGCAGAACAUGCUGAAGCCAGGAGGUCAGAUCGAGGGGGACGAGGCUCUGGAGUUCUACGCCAAGCACACUGCACAGAUCGAGAUUGUCAGGUCAGACCGUACCAUGGAGCAAAUCGUCUUCCCCGUGCCCAGCAUCUGUGAGUUCCUCACCAAGGAGUCCAAGCUGCGGAUAUAUUACACCACAGAGAGGGAUGAACAAGGCAGCAAGAUCAACGACUUCUUCCUGAAAUCAGAAGACCUCUUUAAUGAGAUGAACUGGCAGAAGAAAUUGCGAGCUCAGCCUUUUCUAUACUGGUGUGCUCGCAACAUGUCCUUCUGGAGCAGUAUUUCCUUUAACCUGGCUGUCCUUAUGAACCUGCUUGUGGCAUUUUUCUACCCAUUCAAAGGAAUUCGAGGAGGAACACUGGAGCCCCACUUGUCAGGCUUGCUGUGGACAGCCAUGCUCAUCUCCCUGGCCAUCGUUAUCGCGCUCCCGAAGCCCCACGGCAUCCGAGCCUUAAUCGCCUCCACAAUAUUGAGACUAAUAUUUUCAGUUGGUUUACAACCUACUUUAUUUCUUCUGGGUGCAUUCAACGUUUGUAAUAAAAUAAUUUUUCUGAUGAGCUUUGUGGGUAACUGUGGAACCUUCACUAGAGGAUACAAGGCGAUGAUCAUGGACGUGGAGUUUCUGUACCACCUGCUGUACCUUCUGAUCUGUGCUCUGGGGCUCUUCGUACAUGAGUUCUUCUACAGUUUGUUGCUCUUUGACCUGGUGUACCGGGAGGAGACCUUGCUGAACGUCAUCAAGAGCGUCACCCGCAACGGGCGCUCCAUCAUCCUCACCGCCGUGCUCGCCCUCAUCCUGGUCUACCUGUUCUCCAUAGUGGGCUACCUCUUCUUCAAAGAUGACUUCAUCCUGGAAGUGGACAAGCUCCCCAACGAAACGUUACUGCCAGAUCGCACAGAACCAGGUGAGACCAUGACUGGGGAGUUUCUCUAUUCAGAUGUAUGCAAAGCAGGGAGCAGUGAAAACUGUUCUUCAAUCAUCCCUUCAGACCAAGUGAUUGCUGAAGAAAUGGAGGAAGAGAAUAAAGAGCAUACGUGCGAGACGUUGCUGAUGUGCAUUGUUACUGUACUGAGUCACGGGCUCCGGAGUGGGGGUGGAGUAGGUGAUGUGCUCAGGAAACCAUCCAAGGAGGAACCUCUCUUUGCUGCUAGAGUGAUAUACGAUCUGUUAUUCUUCUUCAUGGUCAUCAUUAUUGUCCUUAACCUGAUUUUUGGUGUGAUCAUUGACACGUUUGCUGAUUUAAGGAGUGAAAAGCAGAAGAAAGAAGAAAUUUUAAAAACUACUUGCUUUAUUUGUGGUUUGGAAAGAGAUAAGUUUGAUAACAAGACAGUCACGUUUGAAGAGCACAUUAAAGAAGAGCACAACAUGUGGCAUUAUUUGUGCUUUAUUGUCUUGGUGAAAGUAAAAGACUCAACAGAAUAUACAGGACCAGAAAGUUACGUGGCAGAAAUGAUCAAGGAGAGAAACCUGGACUGGUUCCCCCGCAUGCGUGCCAUGUCCCUCGUCAGCAGCGACUCGGAGGGGGAGCAGAACGAGCUGAGGAACUUGCAGGAGAAGUUGGAGUCCACCAUGAAGCUUGUGACCAACCUCUCUGGCCAGCUCUCGGAGCUUAAAGAUCAGAUGACGGAGCAGAGGAAGCAGAAGCAGCGCAUCGGCCUCCUCGGCCACCCUCCGCCCGUCAGCGUCAACCCCCAGCAACCGGCCUAAGUCAGGAGGGUCCCUGGCCCCUCGUGCUCACCCAGAGUUCAGACCCGACCACUGAGGCUGCUUCUGUGUACGUUUGGUCCAUCCUGUACAUAUCCUGUUUUUAUACUGUAUGUAUAUGACUGCUACUAGAUCAAGUUUUGGGCAUAGGUAUUGUAACGAGACCUGUCGGCACGGGACAGAGGUUCGACUUUGUGCCAAAACUAUCAAAAUUGCCUUUUUCUUGGAAGGACUAAAGAGAGCACCUGAAUUGCACUUGAAAAGAAAUCUUUGACUAUGUGACAUGUAUUUUGUAUUUAAAAAAAAAAAAAAAAGAAAAUAGAAUAGCUAGUAUUUAUGUUUUUAUACAAUUGUGCAAUAUGAAUUAUGCAAUCACAAUAUAUUUGUAACUCCUGAAUGUCCCCAAAGGGAGUGCACAUCUUUGGUGUGUUAAGUACAAUGUAAUAAAUGGUAUAAAAUUACAGGUGUAAAUGAGGCUGCUGCAAAAUUGUGUAACUGGUGAUUUUUUCAUACCCUUGGACAUUUUUUUGUACCAUGUGUGUAAAUAUCUUGCGAUGCCAUAUCUGUUGCCUCUUCCUCCCAGAGAUAACCCUGGGAAUCCGUGAGCUGGUAAAUUGGUAUCAAUUAAAGCAAAACGUGACUCGGGAGCUUCCACACAAGGAAAGCAGGAGGUGUUUUUCAAGUGACUUCUUCAAAGUACCGAGGCUAGAAGAGCUCAGGUACCAGGUUUGUUUUUUUUUUAAACGCUGAGAUUUCUUAAAGGGAACUUUUUAUGCAAAAGGAAAGUUUAGGAUGAGGAUGCUCUACUGGUGAGUGGGUGCAGUCUCCUACGGGCAUUUCCUGCCACGACACCUAGAACCCAUCUCGAGGCUGCCCAGGCUUUGCCUUCUCAGUGGGUAGGAUCCUUUCCUUUUAUUUUUCCAUUGGAGCCCUACGUGCCUGCUGCAGCCGUGGCACCGACGGAGCCGUGACCUGUCCCGCCAGGACAGGCCAAGCACUGACCUGUAAUGCUUGUGAGGGAGCCACUGGUUUGAGGUCGGUCUGUCCCACCCCUUCCUCUCCCUCUCCCCCUCCAUUUUCAGUCACUUUCUUCAAUUUCUGAUACUAGAGAGUAUGAAAGGAAAACUUGGUUGGUUUGGUUUUUUUUUCUCUCUCCAAUCCGUUGCAUAGUUUUAUACAUGGACCUCAUUUUACAGAAGCUAACUUCUCUGCAAUACUGUCUACAAAAAAAAGAAAAGGCCAAAAAAAAAAGAGCUACAAACAGAGCUAUGAAAAUUUGUAAAUGCAUAAAUAUAAGUAUUUAAAUAAAUGAUGCAAAAU